This is a messenger RNA of Sus scrofa (pig), 4309 nucleotides long. Lineage: Eukaryota; Metazoa; Chordata; Mammalia; Artiodactyla; Suidae. The record is from RefSeq and is a predicted model, not a curated record.
UCCGGGGCGCGAAGUGCCAAGUGUCGCUAGGACGUUUCCAGCAGGCCCAGCAGGCGGACCCAGCGGCUGGGAGAAAACGGUGCAGGGUGAAACUGUAACCAUCCACCCUCUUCUCCUGGUUUCAGUAAAAUAUGAAGCAAGAUCAUCAGCUAAAAGUGAAAACUAAGAAGACUGUUGGAGAUGAUUCAACAAGAAAGGUGGAAUAAUGUUAACCAGAGAAAAAGCCCCUUUUUCUUCAGAGGAAUUUCACAAAGUAGAUCUGAAGGAAUUGACAUGGAAGCCCAAAAAUCCUCAAAGAAUUGCAGUAUUACAGAAUUUCCAGACCCAAGUUUGCCUCUCGAUUGGCCAGAUGAUUUCACGCUUCGUGGCAAUAAAGCUGCUAAUGCUACAAAUCCAUUCUGGAAUGAACUGUCUGUUUCUAACCCAUUUUUGGAUGAUAUAACUCAGCUAAGAAAUAAUCAGAAGAGAAAUAAUAUUUCCAUCUUGAAGGAAGAUCCUUUACUUUUUUUCAGAGAAAUAGAAACUGGAAAUUCUUUUGAUUCCUCUGGUGAUGAACUUAAUGUGCAUCAGUUGCUGAGGCAGUCUUCCUCAAGGAAAUGUGGAAGAUCUAAAAGUGUUUCAGAACUUUUGGACAUUUUAGAUGACACAGCACGUGCCCAUCAAAAUGGACAAAAUUCUGACCAGAUCCUAGAACAAGACUUAGAAUGGCUUCAAAAUGAUCGAGAGGCUUAUAAAAUGGCUUGGUUAAGUCAACGCCAGCUGGCCCGCUCCUGUCUGGAUUUAAAGACAAUUAAUCAGAGUCCUGGGUGGGCCCAAACACAAGUUGCAGAGACCACAAUAGUUUGCAAAUUAAACCAUCAAGGGGGGUCAGUACAGUUACCUGAAUCAGAUAUCACUGUUCAUGUUCCCCAAGGUCAUGUAGCUGUAGGAGAAUUCCAAGAGUUAUCUCUAAGGGCUUUUCUAGAUCCCCCACAAGUACUGAACCAUGAUCUUUCAUGCACUGUAAGCCCACUGUUGGAAAUCAUGCUAGGUAACCUUAACACAAUGGAAGCUAUUUUGCUAGAGAUAAAAAUCGGGGCUGAAGUAAAAAAGGAUCCUUUCAGCCAAGUCAUGACAGAAAUAGUGUGUUUACACAGCCUAGAUAAAGAAGGCCCUUUCAAGGUAUUGAACAACUGCUACAUUUACAAAGACACCAUCCAAGUCAAGCUAGUAGACUUGAGCCAGGUGAUGUAUCUAGUGAUUGCUGCACAAACUAAAGGUAUUCAGUCACCUGCUAUGACCAUUUGGGAUUAUAUCCACAAAACCACCUCAAUUGGAAUUUAUGGCCCCAAAUAUAUCCACCCCAGUUUCACUGCUGUUUUUACAGUUUGUGGACACAGUUAUAUGCCAGGAAAGCUUACAAUUUCUGAUAUUAAGAAGGGUGGGAAAAAUAUGUCUCCAGUUGUAUUUCAGCUCUGGGGGAAACAUUCCUUCUUACUUGAAAAGCCACAAGAUUUAAAUAUUUCUGUCUUUUCAUGUGAUCCUGAUUUUGAAGUGAAGGUAGAAGGAAAAAGGAAAGAAAUUAAACAAAAGCAGUUGCGAUCAGGUCAAGUAGUUCAUCAGCAAUUUUCAUUCUCUUUAGUUGACUCCAGAGAAAUGCACUUGUUUGUUUUCCGUGUUCAGGUGGAGCCUCCCAAUGGUAGACCAGUUACACAGUUCUUUAUUACUACUCCUGAUCCAGCCCCAAACCUAAAAAGGCUCUCAGAUCUGCCAAGUGAUUGGCAGAAGGAAAAAGAAAUAAAGUCUACUCCUUUACUACCAACAGUGCAUGUUAAAUAUCCCACAUUUCAAGACAAAAAAUUGAACUUUACAAACUAUGGGAUAACCCUGAAGACAGUGCUAAGACAAAGCAAGAUUGACUACUUACUUGAAUAUUUCAAAGGGGACAGAGUAGCUCUUCUUGGAGAAGGUAAAGUAAAAGCCAUUGGACAGUCCAAAGUGAAAGAAUGGUAUGUGGGAGUCCUGAGAGGUAAGAUUGGACUUGUGCAUUGUAAAAAUAUCAAGGUGAUUGCAAAGGAACAAGUAAUGUCUACAUCGGAUACUGUCUUCACAACCUGGAAUCUUCUUGAACAAAUUGCUCUGCCUUUUAAAAAACUGACUUAUAUCUACUCAGUUGUAUUGACCUUGGUGUCAGAAAAAGUUAAUGAUUGGAAAGUUUUAGCUGAUGUCCUGGGUUACUCACAUCUGGUGCUGGAAGAUUUUGAUCGAAUACAAGCAGACAAAGAAUCAGAAAAAGUUUCUUAUGUUGUGAAGAAGUUAAAGGAAGAUUGUCAUACAGAUAGAAAUACCAGGAAGUUUCUUUAUGAACUUGUUGUGGCUCUGCUGAAGAUUGAUUGCCAGGGGUUAGUAGCACAUCUCAUCCAAGAGGCUGUUAUUCUGACUUCAGCUGUCAAGCUUGGAAAAGGCUGGAGGGAACUGGCUGAAAAGUUAGUAAGACUCACAAAGCGACAGAUAGAGGCAUAUGAAACUCCUCACCAAGGAAAAGCGGGAGAUGUUACCACAGAGAUGAUGUGGAAACCUGCCUAUGAUUUUCUCUAUACUUGGAGUGCUCACUAUGGAAAUAGCUACAGAGAUGUGUUACAAGACCUUCAAUCAGCCUUGGAUAGAAUGAAAAAUCCUGUGACCAGACAAUGGCGGGACUUAACUGGAGCUUUAAUAUUAGUAAAUUCUUUAGAGGUUUUGAGAGCAACUGCAUUCUCCACUUCAGAAGAAGUAUAGAAAUGAAGGGUGUUCAUAGAUGGCUGAGAAAUGAUGCAUAUUCUAGAACCAUAGAGUGAGUAAAUUGUAGUAAGAUAGCAGACCUAGAGAGCUGGAACCUUUUCACUACAUUGCCCUUUUACUUCAGGCAAGACAUAUCAAAUUCUGAUUAUUAGAGUAAAUGAAAAGCAUACUCAUAGAUGACUUCCCUUGGGUUUUCUUUGUUGUUACUGUAGGGUCUGAAUGCUGCAGAUAAAGAAUGCUGUUUCUACAGGUGGGGAACAUGAAGCAGUUUAGGAACAGACAUAGUGUUAUGGGUAAGGAUUAUGAAAUUAACCUGGAUCUCCUUUUAGUGAACACUGAGGUCCCUGGGAAGGCAAAUGUCUUUUAUUGAGCAAACUAAAAUAAAGGGAGGCUUAGCUCACCCAAAAGAACACUGAGAAAAUCUGGGAAGUUUGUCUUGAAGAGUGUGGUGAGUGGGAAGGAAAGAGGAUAUGCUGGACUCCUGAAGGCGUUGAGUAUGUCAUCCUGAACAGAGAUUUGAGAAAAGUAGCAGAAAAAUCUCCAGCUGGGAACUGCAAUUUGAGAGGGAAGGCUAAAAAGUCUUCUCUAGUUGUUAUUUUUUAUAGUCCUUUCAGGGCAAUUUUAGUAAACAAGCCUGAAACUGAGGCGUUUCCUGAUACUUGGAAUUUUCAUUGCUGAAACCAGGAAAGUCCCAGACAAACUGAGAUAGUUGGUCACCCCAGGUAUAAAACACUGAAAGACAUUGCUAAAAAUAAAAGCAGCAACUGAGAAAGAUAACACUUUUAAUUAUUAUCAGGCAUUUUGUAUCAUAGCUUAAAUAAUCAUGAUAGUUAUGUUAGCAAAGGAUGUAAGAUAUUUUUAUAGGUGAAGGGAGUCAUGGAAAGUACCAAGAAUGUGUCCCUGACUUGGGGACAGACUGUCUUGAGAAAAGGGCAAAACUUAAAGUAAAUACAGGGUGCAGAAGUUGACAGAGAGAGAUAAUAAAUGCAAACCUUGCUAAUUACAAUUUUUGCUAAGGACCAGACCUGAUAAAACUCAUGCCAUUCUGAUGUGGAUAAGCUUUGAAAUGGUAUUUGUAAGUUUGUUACUUAAUUACAAGUUUCUCUGACUGCAAAACACUGAAUUAUAAUUCAGUCAAAAAAUACAGUGGUCAAAAGAAUUUGUGACAUUACUGGGCAGUCUGUAGAAAGGGUAUUUGUCAAAGUGGUUGUUUUGACUUAGAAAGUCAAUAUUAGGCAUAAUCAUCUGUACAUUAGACAUAAUCAUCUGUACAUUUAAUUCAUUUAAUUAAUUGAUUGAUUGAUUUUAUUGAACUUUAAUUGAUUUACAGUAUUUUAUUACUUUCAAGCAUACAGCAUAGUGAUUCAGUAUUUCUCUUUAGUGCUCCUGUGUUGCAUGCAUACUUUUUUGUAUUGGAUCCUUAACCAUUGUAUAAUGCCCUUCUUUGUCUUUGGUUAUAGCUUUUGUUUGAAAGUCUGUUUUGUCUAUAUGAGUAUUUCCACCCCUGCCUUCUUGUUUCUGUUUGUAUGAAAUAUAUAUUUCUAUUAUU